UGUAUAAAAUUACAUUUUUCGAUAGGAGCCUUGAUUUGAGUUCACUGAAAAAAAAAAGGAUUUUCCGUUGGUUUAGGAAAUCAGUGAGAAAAAUAUCUAAGAUGCUGAAAAACACAACUCGGCUGCCUAAAAAUCUACUUUUCCCCUAACAAAGGGAUGUUCUAAGGGAGCAUGUUUUCCGACUUAUCACGCGCCCUCAUAGCUCGCGUCCGAUAUCGGCUUUUUUUUUUUUUUUUUUAUAAAACUGAUAUGCAUGACUAGCGUGGCGUGGCAUAGAAAAAAAAACACUCUUUCUGUUUAUUCUUAUUUUCAUAUUAAAAAAAAAAAAAAGAGAUUCAAUAGCUAGAGAGAACCUCUGCUUGCCCCUUUUUCCACAUUUUGCUCUGUACCUUUUCUCUUUUUUUUAAUCUGCAAUUAUAUUUUACAUUUUAUCUUUUUAUUCUGCUUUCUAUUCACAAAUUCAUGAAACUUAGCAACUAAGUUCUUACUCAAUAUUUAUGUGUUUUUGUUUAAAGGCAUUAAAAUAUAAAAAUCUCUACAACUUUUGUGAAACAUCUUUGAACACUUACUUUCCUCUUCCUUAUUGGACUCAUUUUCUUCAAUUACCUUCAACAUUUCUCUUCAACUUUCUGCCUCUUCAAUUUGCCAUUGCUGCGAUUAAUAGCUUACAUACUGCAUUGGGCGCUCCGUUACUUCCUGGAUGGGUUGCUUCUGGCGGAGACCCAUGUGCUGAAGCAUGGCAAGGUGUACAAUGUAACGGUUCCAGCAUAAUAAGAAUAGUUCUAAAUGGUGCUAACUUGGGUGGACAACUGGGUGAUAACUUAAGAAUGUUUACAUCUAUCAAGGCAAUAGAUCUAAGCAACAACCAGAUUGGGGGCAAUAUUCCAUCCAAUUUGCCUGUUACUAUGCAAAACUUUUUUCUUUCAGCUAAUCAGUUCACUGGAAGCAUUCCAGAUUCACUAUCAUCUUUGACUCUGUUGACAGACAUGUCACUAAACAACAAUCUUUUGAGUGGAGAGAUACCAGAUGCCUUUCAAGCCCUUUCUGGCUUGAUCAAUCUGGAUUUGUCCAAUAACAAAUUGAGUGGGCAACUACCUCCAUCUAUGGAAAAUUUGUCUCGUCUGACCACUCUACGUUUGCAGGUCAAUCAGCUGUCUGGGACACUAGAUGUUUUACAAGAUCUUCCCUUAAGAGAUUUGAACAUAGAAAAUAACCUUUUCUCUGGACCCAUACCUGAGAAGAUGCUGAGUAUCCCAAGCUUCAGAAAAGAUGGAAACCCAUUUAAUUCCACUGUUUCCCCAUUGCCUGCCCCCACAUCACCAUUAGCACCUCCACAUGCACCACCACAUUCUGAAGCACCAAGUUCUGAUCAAGUGCCAACAUCUGAUCAAACACCCGGGAAACAUGCUGAUGGGCCUUCUGCGUCAGAGGGAGCUAAUUCUGGAGAGAAGAAAUUCUUAACUACUAAAAGGGUGGUGUGGAUAUCAAUUGCAGGUGUUUUGUUUUUUAUAAUAUUGGCGUUAGCACUUGUUCUUUUUAUGCCAAAGUGGAGCAGAGGAAGGGAAGAGGCCAGCAGAAUUUUCAAAAGGCAUCAAGUAGGUGAAUCUAGAGGCAACAGAGAGAACCUUGCUGAGAAUGGGCUCUUACCCACCACAACCAGUCAAACAGAGAAAGGCCCAAAAGAGGCAGUUACAAGACCAGAGGGAGGUAAUCAAGCAGUGAGGGGAAGAAUGGGGGCAAUUGCAAAGCCGCAGAAUGAAAAAGAGAGAAAUGUGGAAAGGAUGGGUACAACGCCAAGGCGAUUUGACCAUGAGCUAGACAUGAGUAGCUUCAAUAUGAUGUUGAUGGAGCCCCCACUACUUCCACCUCCACCUCCUCCUCCUCCUCCUCCUCCUCCACCGCUUUCUGAGAAGGUCAUUGUGAAACCAUUGGUGCCUGAUGAAGUAACUACUGCAAGGCCUUCUGUAAAACCUCGAAAGCCAUCUACAUUUGCAAAGUCUUUCACCAUUGCAGCCCUUCAACAAUAUACAAACAGCUUUUCACAAGAAAAUCUUAUAGGUGAUGGCAUGCUAGGGAGUGUCUAUAGGGCAGAACUUCCGGAUGGGAAGCUACUUGCAGUCAAGAAACUGGACAAGAGAGUUGCCAGCCAACAGAAGGAUGAUGAAUUUAUUGAGCUGGUAGAAAAUAUUGAUCAUAUCCAGCAUGUGAAUAUUGUUAGGCUGGUGGGUUACUGUGCAGAGCAUGGUCAAAAGCUUUUGAUCUAUGAGUAUUGCAGUAAUGGAUCACUGCAGGAUGCGCUGCAGUCAGAUGAUGAAUUUAGAAAGAAGCUUUCAUGGAAUGCCCGAGUUCGAAUGGUGCUUGGAGCUGCUAAAGCCUUAGAGUAUCUGCAUGAGGCCUGCCAGCCACCUGUUGUACACAGAAAUUUCAAGUCUGCCAAUGUUCUCCUUGAUGAUGAUCUUGAUGUGCGCAUCUCUGAUUGUGGUUUGGCUCGAUUAAUAGCAUCAGGUUCUGUAAGUCAGUUGUCAGGACAACUAGAAUCAAUUUAUGGCUAUGGAGCUCCAGGAUCUGAGUCUGGAAUUUACACUUCCCAGAGUGAUGUUUAUAGCUUUGGAGUAUUUAUGUUGGAACUGUUAACUGGCAGGGAAUCUUAUGACAGGACAAGGAGUAGAGGCGAGCAAUUUCUAGUGAGAUGGGCAAUCCCUCAGCUUCAUGAUAUUGAAGCAUUAUCUAGGAUGGUUGAUCCUUCUCUCAAUGGAGAAUAUCCUGCUAAGUCAUUAUCACGCUUUGUCGAUAUUAUUUCUCGAUGUGUUCAGUCUGAACCAGAAUUCCGGCCACCAAUGUCCGAAGUUGUUCAAGAUCUAUUGGAUAUUGUGCGAAGAGAGCGUCCCAGUAAUGAAUCCAAUGGAGACUGACUUGAGAGGCAGUAAGCAAUAAACCUGGUGAUAUCAGUUUAAGAAUGGAAGUCACAGAGAUUUGAUCAGUUAGGUGUUGAUUUGAGAAAAUACAUUAAUUGUAAAGAGGCAGCAGACAAAAGCUUAUCCUAACAAACCCAAGUUGCAUCCCAAGCUCGUACGUAAGAGGAGUUUUGAAGGUCAUCGUCCAAGGAACCUUAUUGCUGUGACUCUGAGCUGUCUGAAUUUUCAGGUCUGAUUCUUUGUAAUCAUUCUGUUGUUCAUUAAAUCACGUAACAAUGUCUUUGCUAUGGCAUAAAUAUGCUAAUCAUUUGUUUCAUAACAUUAUUAUUUGUUACCAAUUAUUCAUAUGAUUCUGUUCCCACAACGUGAUGGAUAGGUCCACUUUCUUUUGUUUGUGUUUUUUCUUUUACCUGAAUAGAUCAGUCCAUUGAUACGUACAACAUUUUAACAUUUUCUUGGUGUGUUUUAUUUUUGUUAUUUUGGACAGAUGGUGUGUGUUUUAUUUGAAAAAUAGAUAUCGUACAUAAUUUUCUAAACACCAUUUUGUAUCUAUACGACAUGUCCUGAGUGUGCACAGGCAAAUUUACAAGUAAGGUUGCCGAACUGCAGAAACAUUAUCUUAUGAGAGAUGCUUUCUUUUUUUCUGCUUGUUUGUAGAGGUGCUCGGUCCGUCAAUUCGGUCCUGAAAAAAUCAAAAGCAAAAUUAAUCA
Messenger RNA from Durio zibethinus, 3625 nucleotides. RefSeq names its product protein STRUBBELIG-RECEPTOR FAMILY 3-like. The record is from RefSeq and is a predicted model, not a curated record. Gene Ontology annotation, molecular function: receptor serine/threonine kinase binding; ATP binding; protein kinase activity. Lineage: Eukaryota; Viridiplantae; Streptophyta; Magnoliopsida; Malvales; Malvaceae. Gene Ontology annotation, biological process: protein phosphorylation.